Aphanomyces astaci is the source of this 574-nucleotide messenger RNA. RefSeq lists its product as hypothetical. The transcript has a single exon. The record is from RefSeq and is a predicted model, not a curated record. NCBI's taxonomy places the organism in Eukaryota, Oomycota, Saprolegniomycetes, Saprolegniales, Verrucalvaceae. The coding region runs from base 78 to 536 and encodes 152 amino acids.
GGCAUCCAUCACAACACCACACAACCCGAUCUACAUACUGUACGCACGGAGCCACCGCCAGUUGACGAUCGACGACUAUGUGGACAGAACUCUUUGGGGACCAGCUUCUCGUUCACUCUACCAAGCAAAGCAGCACCGUGCCUACUAGCACCGUGUUAGAAGGCAAGGUCAUCGUUGGACUCUACUUCAGUGCCCACUGGUGCACUCCUUGUCGGGAAUUCACGCCGGUAUUGGCUGCCAUGUACGCCAAAGUCGUAGCCCUGCACCCCGAGUUUGAGAUCGUAUACAUUUCCAGCGACCAGUCUCCAGGCCAAUUCGACGCCACGUUCGACUCGAUGCCGUUUCCUGCCCUCCCGUAUGUCAACCGUGACAUCAAAGCCGAGCUCGUGGCGUCCUUCAACGUCCCAUGGGUGCCAUUCUUGGUCUUCGUGGAUGCUGUAGGAAAUGUCAUCGAACGCGACGGCCGGAGGUUGUUUGUGUCGGCAAAGUCCGUCGACACGGUGUGGGACUCACUCAGCAAUCCGGCAAUGAUGUAGAUACAUUCCAAUAUAAAUUAUACUUUUGUGUAUUCAAA